ACAUGGCUUCAUCACCUUCACAAUAUGACCUUAAAGCAUGCUCCAUUUGUUUUGAAAAAUUCAGGUCUCCAAGAUGUCUGCCUUGUUCACAUUUGUAUUGCCAAGGUUGUCUAUCGUCGUACAUUGUGACUUCGUGUGAAUCUAAAGAGGCGCCCAUAGGGUUUUCAUGCCCGCUUUGCAGGGAAUUUAUUCCAUCGCCAGACCCUAGCGACAAACCAGAAAACUGGGCUGAAAAAUUCCCAAUGUGUGAAAUGCUCGAGGAAUGGAACGACUUAAUGGAAUCUAGAAUAUGUUCGGCGUGUCAAAGAGAAAGUGAAGAGGAAGAGGCAACGAAUAUUUGUCUGACGUGUCAAGAUUUUUUAUGUAGAAUCUGUACAAAAUGUCACAGAAGAAGCCGAGCAUCAAGUAAACACAAAAUAAUUCCCAUUGAUGAUCCCAAUGCAAUUAGGGAAUUGACUUCAGCUUCAAUAAAAAUCGAAAAUUGUCAAGAACAUUCUGAUAGGAAGGUAGAGUUAUACUGCAAUGAUCACAGUAAGCCAUGCUGCACUCUUUGUGUCAGCACGGAGCACAGAAAAUGUGACAGCAUCGACGACAUACAGAAAGCUGUGGAGAAAAUAAAGAAAAGUGAUAAUAUACAAGCAUGGCAAGAAGAAUUGAGAAAAUAUGAAACGGAACUGCAAGAGGCAAGAAAGAAUAAUGAAGACAAUAUCAGUGAGAUAGACAAUACCUCAGAUCUUAUAACGGAAGAAACAAAGAAGCUGAAAAAAGAAAUAAUUGAACAAUUGGACAAACUUGAAAGCGAGCACCAGGAUGAAUUGAGCAAAGCUAUGAAGGAGAGCAGGGAAAUGUUAAACAAAAAUAUUGGUUCUCUUUCAGAUAGGAUCCAAUUUACAAGGCACUGUUUAAAAAGUCUCCAGGAAGUAAAUGUAGAAGAAGGUGCUUCUUUCAUGAAGGAAUAUCAUAAGAUUAAAGAAAAUAUUGAGACACUGAAAAAGCAAAUUAAGAGAAGCAUAAAUGAACUCAAAAUCAAGGUCGAAUCAAAUUCAGCAAAAGAACUUGAAAAGAUAAGAAAUGCAGUAUUAAGUUCUAAGCCUCAAGUAAAAAUAUACCGAAGAAACCCAUUCUCUGACAUAGACUUAUUAAAUGCACAUUUUUCUCUUCUUUAUGAUUUUGAUAUACAGAAUCCUAAAAUAUAUGGAGGCACUUUCCUUCCUGAUGGAACCUUCAUCGUAGCAAGUUACAGUUCAAGUAAAACUGGUCUUGCUAAGUAUUCUUUGUCCAAUGAUAAUUCAACACUUCUCAAAACAUUCCAAUCCAACAGUUAUCUUUUUGAUGUACAGUGUGUGGAAAAUGAAUUAUUUGUGACCGACUACGCUCAAAAAUGUAUAAAUGUGAUUUCAAGUGAUACAUUUACUAGCAUUAGAAAAAUUUCAGUUGGAAGUAAUUUAAAACUGUUUGGCAUUUCCGUCUGGAAAGGGGUUCUAUAUGUUGCCUGCAUAACUGCAAUUCUUAAGUACGAUAUGCAAGGGAACUUUAUUCACUCCUAUCCGGUAGAAAAAAUAGUUUUAAAUGUAGCUGUGACAGACAAUGGACACAUUGUGUUCAGUAACAUAAAUACCAAUGAUGUGACAGCCAUUGACAAUCAAGGAAAUCAACUGUGGAAAUAUAGCAGUCCAAAGCUUAAGGAACCCCGUGGUGUUGAUAAGGACAAGAUGAACAAUAUUUAUAUUGCUGGUCACAACAGUGAUAAUGUCCAUAUAAUGUCUAGUAAUGGUACUCUCAUCAGAAUAGUGGAGAAUAUACCAAAGCCUGCUUUUAUGAAAGUGAAAGAAGGAAGUAACAUUUGCUGUGUUUGUAGCCACUUUAAGAAUUUCAGAGUAUAUGAAAUAUAUUGCACACAUACAGAUUAAUAUAAAUUUAUGUCAUUGAACAUUAAAGACAUUGCCAAAAAACAAAUUUGUUACACACAGACAGAAUGUAUGAGUUUAUGACUUUGACCUCAAACUGAAAAGACCUGUGAUAUAAAAUUUCAUUUUAACCUGAGCAAUAGUAAGCCUAUGGAAACAAAAAUGUUACAGACAUAAAGAACAAUUUAGAAUCUACACUACCCCAGGAUGCUUUCACAUAAGUUUCAGCUUUUCUGGCCCAGUGGUUCUUGAGAAGAUUCUCUAUUGUGGCCCCGCCCUACCCCUAGGGGUCAUAAUUUAAACAAUUUAGAAUCUACACUACCCAAUGAUGCUUUCACAUAAGUUUCAGCUUUUUUGGCCGAGUGGUUCUUGAGAAAAAGAUUUCUUAAUGACCCACCCUAUUUUUCUAUAUUCUUGAUUUUCUCCCCUUGGAAGGAGGCUUGGCCCUUGGAUUUUAAAAUUUAUACUCCCCUUCACCUAAGGAUGCUUUGUACCAAGUUUGGUGUAAAUUGACCCAGUGGUUCUUGUGAAGAAGUUAAAGACGAGAAAAGUUUACAGAUGGACAGGUAGACAGACGACAGACAUUGGGUGAUCAGAAAAGCUCAAUGGAGCUUUCAGCUCAGGUGAGCUAAAAACUAAACUCGGCCAAACGUGAAAAACUUAUUUCGUGGAGGGGAAAUUAGG
Molecule: messenger RNA, 2591 nt
Organism: Saccostrea cuccullata (small rock oyster)
Lineage: Eukaryota; Metazoa; Mollusca; Bivalvia; Ostreida; Ostreidae
Product: E3 ubiquitin-protein ligase TRIM8-like
Exons: 1
Coding region: 3-1910 (635 amino acids)
Biological process (GO): protein monoubiquitination
Molecular function (GO): zinc ion binding; ubiquitin protein ligase activity
Source: RefSeq, a predicted model, not a curated record